Messenger RNA from Cantharellus anzutake, 1960 nucleotides. Its product is annotated as thioredoxin-like protein. The transcript has 13 exons. Gene Ontology annotation, molecular function: protein disulfide isomerase activity. NCBI's taxonomy places the organism in Eukaryota, Fungi, Basidiomycota, Agaricomycetes, Cantharellales, Hydnaceae. Gene Ontology annotation, cellular component: endoplasmic reticulum. Bases 128 to 1894 code for a protein of 588 amino acids. The record is from RefSeq and is a predicted model, not a curated record.
AGGCGUAGAUGCCGCGCUGACCAGGCGAGCUCUUAUCGCGCUAGAAUUCUUGACGUUGGUAAAGAGACACACAUGUACAUGGGCGAGUCCUGGAUACGCCCAGGAUUGCGCCGCCAUUGACGAAUGGAUGAUUGAAUUGGGUUAUGUGUUGCAUUUAUUUGCGGUGCUCUGCUUACACUUUCAGAAAAUAACAAAUUUAAUUUCUUCUAUCCCUUUCAUGCUUUCUUGGUUAUCGACGUUUAGCUGCUUAUUCGCAGCGCUCUGCCUGUCGUCAGCCGCACCCGUUGAGUCCAAGGACGAGUUGUUUUCACUCAAUGAAAGAGAUUUUCGAACCUCUACCUCUCGAGGCCUGUGGUUUAUCGAAUUCUUCAGUCCACAUUGCGUGCAUUGCAAACGUUUCCGUCCUACUUGGGAGCAAAUGGUCUCGGACAAGGCCUCUUAUAGGGCCUUUGGGUUUAACAUGGCUCAGGUUGAUUGCAUUGCCAAUGGAGAUCUUUGUCAUGCGAUGGAUGUGGAAUACUAUCCCCAAUUGUCUCUGUAUAGAGACGGUGAGCUGGUGGAAGUGUACAAAGCAGAUACCGCCGCGGAAGAGCUUUCGGCAUACAUAGAUCGGCAAGUACAAGAGUUUUCGAGAAGAAAUAUCAAAAACGUUGGCACUCCAAUCCGCGUUCCUAACGAGCUGGGGAACGUUUCUCGACUGGACUCGCAGUCUUUCGAUGCUGCAAUAAGUGAAGGACCACUUUUUGUAAAGAUGUUUGCUCCUUGGUGUGGUCAUUGUAACAAGUUAGCCCCAGUGUGGGACCAACUUGCGAGCCAUAUGAAAGGUGUCAUCACCAUAGCGGAGGUUAAUUGCGAUGAUAAUGCAAGCCUAUGCAACCGAGAGGAUGUUGAGGGCUACCCGACCCUUUUCCUCUAUCAGAAUGGGAAAAAGGUCACGUAUCGCGAUAGUAGAAGUUUGACCGAUCUCGAAAGUUGGAUUGUAAGAGCAGUUACUACAGCACGCGGGUUGACGCGACUCGAGCUGGACGCUUUGGAAGAUGCUGUUAAAAAAGAGCCUGUCGUUUUCGCCUACUUCAAGUCCCCUGUCUCAUCCGAAAAGGAAUAUUCAAUCGUCUUGGAGGCGGCGCGGUCUCAGUUGGGAGGACCACCUGUAUAUUUGGUGGAGAGCCCGCAGGCCUUCCGUCGAUUUUCGAUUGAUGCCGGCAAAGGAUCGCACCUCUUCCUUUUUAGGGAUUUCAUCAGCAGACCAGCCGACAGACUAGAUCUCACUGCACUUAUCAUACCAGAUGCGUUGCAAUUGUGGAUGACCAAUCGCCGGUUCCCUAGUGCCUUUGAGCUCACAUCGGGGAAUUUUCAAGAUGUGAUGCGUGCCGAUACAGUCCAACACGUUUUACUGGUCGCUGUACAUAGGUCGCAGGGACCAGCAACAGAACAGUUGCUUUUGGAGCUUAGCAACACUUGGAAGACUCAAUCCCACUCCCAUCCUACAUUCUUCGUUUGGAUGGAUGUCGAUAGAUGGGAUUCUUGGCUACGUCGUAUGUAUGGUUUCCAGCAAGACAAAACACCGUUGGUCGUGAUAACGAAUCACAAGCAACUGAUUUAUUACGACGUGAAUGGUUCAAAUCAGCCAUUGGAAUUGCAAAAUGACAAACUCGUGCGCGCCCUGAAUGAAGUCUUCUCUGGCAAAUUGCUAGCAAAACACAGUGAAAAUGUGUUCGAGCGAUUGCUUCGGUCCACACAAGAAAGCCUGACCCCUCUGAUCACCCUCCGCACAUUUUUGGUUGCAAUUUCGAGUUCGUGCAUUCUGUUUAUUAUAUAUGUUUAUCUACGCAGAGGAGUUGUUCGGCCAGUCUUGAAAUACAGGAAAGAUAAAGGUAAUUCUCGAUUAGACUAGUACACUGUUUUGUAGAUGAUGUGCAUCCAUACGACAUACCAAAUGACAUGGACGCUAUGAGUGGUG